ACUGCAGAUCCCAGUGGGUAAAGCUACAUUAUUGAGCCAGUAAAGACAGUCAGCACUUCAUCCCGGGAAAGAACAGCCAGAGGCUCCCAACUUUUUAGUCAUCCAUCAGCGGGACUAAACUUAAAAUGUAGGGAUGCCAGGCAGCCACUGGCACAUCUGGGGGGGCUCUGCCGGGGAAAGUGGAGACAUAGCUAGCCCACUGCUUCCUUCCACAGCUGUGCAAAGAGGAGUCAAUGAGGUGGGUCACAUGGCUUUUCAGGAAUGUGGUCGAUGUGCAUGGGUGGAGGGGGAGGCGAGAAAGCUGGCUCCCCAGCCCAGUGACCUACCCUUUCCAGCCAGCUGCAAGGAAACAGGCAGAAAGAGCGACCAAUAGCCUCUCGACGAGGUUCCCUCAGCCCGCCAAUCACAGAGUCCUCAAGUAAGGGGGAAUAAAGAGAGAGAGAGAGAGAGAGAGAAGAAAAUGCUGCCUUGUAAGCUCAGUUGAUCUCCUUGUAAGAAAUUUGAACCGAACUAAAUAGAAUGAACCCUCAACACAUUUACACUGCAGGUCAUAGCAGAUAACUGUGGCUAAGGCAAUCACAGCGGUACAGGAGAGAAGGAAGCCAGAAGAAGCCAGAGGGGAAGCCCUUGGCUGGCAGAAGUCAUUCUUCUAAGAAACUGGCGGUAUUUGAGCUGCAGCGGGGUUCUGAUCACUGAUGGCACCCCCAGUGAGUUAAGAAAGUAAAGCAGUGCAGAAUUGCAGAGGGUAAUAUGGAUCCAGAGGAGUUUCCUCCUCCUCCACCUGAAGCUCUAGAAAAUGAGUUUAAAAGUGCCACUAAUAAUAAUGAAGAGGAAGAAGGAGAACAAUUUGAUUUCGACAGUGGAGAUGAAAUUCCGGAAGCUGAUAGGCAAGCACAUUUACCAUCAUCCGAAUCUGACUCCAAAGGCUUUGCUGAAAAUAAAGAAGUUCCAUCUACAGGGGAAUGUUCAGAAGAUGGGAAUGAAACUGGAGGAGAUAAUUCGCAAGCUGCAGAAGCUGGCAAACUACCUGUACACAUGAAAGUAAAUCCAUAUUCAGUCAUCAAUAUUACACCAUUCCAGGAGAAGGAGCAAUUGUCACCAGAUCCAGGUGCUGAAGAAGAAAAUUCAAGCUCCAGUGUGCCCAGUGUUUAUUCUGUUCCUGUGCCUUGUGGUUAUGCAGUUCCCUCCAAUUUACCACUGAUACUUCCAGCCUACUCUAGCCCCAUAAUCAUUCGUACUCUCUCUGUGGAUGAAGAAGUGGAUACACAGGAGGUGACAGAAGAGUCCCAUUUCAAUUCAUUAAGUUCAGAAGAUCCUCCAAACAGUGAAGACCAGGUCAAUAAAGAAGACAGUCCUCUAGCCAAAUGGGUUGCUGAUCCUGCCAAUACAGCAUGGAUGGAAAACCCAGAAGAAGUGAUUUAUGAUGAUGUGCCAAGAGAAAAUUCAGACUCAGAACCAGAGGAAAUGAUUUAUGAUGAUGUUGAGAAUGGGGAUGAAGGUGGCAACAGCUCUUUGGAUUAUGGGUGGAGUUCAAGUGAAUUUGAAAGCUAUGAAGAACAAAGUGAUUCAGAAUGCAAAAAUGGGAUUCCCAGCUCCUUUUUGCGAGGCAACCACAAAAAACAACUGUCUCAUGACCUAACCCGUUUAAAGGAGCACUAUGAGAAAAAGAUGAAAGAUUUGAUGGCAAACACUGUGGGAGCAGUAGAGAUUCAGCAGCUAAAGCAAAAACAUGAGCUGAAGAUGCAAAAACUUAUGCGGGCAGCAAAAGAAGGUACCAAAGAUGGCCUUGAAAAAACCAAAGCUGCUGUGAAGAAAGGCCGCUCAUUCAUCCGGACUAAAUCAUUUGUUUCCAAUGAACAUAGAUCUUGUCUUCAAGAGGAAGAGCUUAAUUUAUUUAUUGAUGUUGAUUGUGUGCACACAGAGGCGAUCAUGACCCCAAUGCCAGAAGGUCUGUCCCAGCAGCAGGUUGUAAGAAGAUACAUUUUGGGUUCAGUUGUUGAAAGUGAAAAAAACUAUGUGGAUGCUCUUAAAAGGAUUUUGGAGCAAUAUGAGAAACCACUUUCAGAGAUGGAACCAAAAGUUUUGAGUGAAAGGAAGCUAAAGAUGGUGUUUUAUCGCAUUAAGGAAAUCCUUCAGUGUCAUUCUAUGUUCCAGAUCGCUUUGGCCAGUCGGGUAUCAGAGUGGGAUUCUGUUGAAAUGAUUGGAGAUGUCUUUGUUGCUUCGUUUUCCAAGUCUAUGGUGCUGGAUGCUUACAGUGAAUAUGUGAAUAAUUUUAGUACAGCUGUGGGAAUUCUCAAGAAAACAUGUGCUACUAAACCAGCUUUUCUGGAGUUCUUGAAGCAGUGCCAAGAAUCAAGCCCUGAUCGAAUUACCCUCUAUGGUUUGAUGAUGAAGCCAAUACAACGCUUUCCACAGUUUAUUCUCCUCCUCCAGGACAUGUUGAAGAACACCACAAAAGGACACCCUGACAGGCUACCCCUGCAGAUGGCGCUUACAGAGCUCGAAACAUUGGCAGAGAAGCUCAACGAAAGAAAAAGAGAUGCAGACCAGCGAUGUGAAAUCAAGCAGAUAGCAAAAGCCAUAAAUGAAAGAUACUUGAACAAGCUUCUCAGCAGUGGCAAUAGAUAUCUUAUUCGUUCUGAUGACAUGGUAGAGACUGUUUACAAUGACAGAGGAGAAAUCGUCAAAACCAAAGAACGUCGACUCUUCAUGUUGAAUGAUGUGUUAAUGUGUGCUACUGUUAGUGCCCGCACGUCACAUGAAAGCAGUGGGGCUGUAUCAACCAGCCAAAGAUACUUACUAAAAUGGAGCGUUCCUCUUGGACAUGUAGAAGUCAUAGAAUACAGCAGUGGUCAAGGCCAAGGAGAAAAUAGCAGAUACCCUCAAGCACAUUCCACUGAAAGUAUUAUCGUGGUCGCCAAUGCAAAGCCACACAAACUUUACAUGGGACCAGGACAAUUGUACCAUGAUUUACAGAAUUUGUUGCAUGACUUGAACGUAGUUGGUCAAAUCAGUCAAUUGAUAGGAAACCUAAAAGGAAACUAUCAGAACUUGAAUCAGUCAGUUGCACAUGAUUGGACAUCAGGUUUACAAAAGCUUAUCAUGAAAAAAGAAGAUGAAAUCCGAGCAGCUGAUUGCUGUAGAAUUCAGUUGCAGCUCCCAGGGAAACAAGACAAGUCUGGACGGCCUACUUUCUUUACAGCUGUGUUUAAUACAUUUACUCCAGUCAUCAAACAAUCUUGGAUCAACAAUUUACAGAUGGCUAAACUUGCCCUGGAGGAGGAAAACCAUCUGGGCUGGUUCUGUGUAGAAGAUGAUGGGAAUCAGAUAAAAAAGGAGAAGCAUCCCCUUCUUGUUAAACAUAUGCCAGUGAUGGUGGCCAAACAGCAGGAGUUUAAGAUUGAAUGUGCUGCUUAUAAUCCAGAACCUUAUCUUGGCAAUGAAACUGAGCCAGAUUCAUUUUCCAUGCAGCAUGGAUUCCUAUGGAUUGGCAGCUGUACUAAUCAAAUGGGCCAAAUAGCCAUCAUUUCAUUCCAACAUUCCAGCCCCAAAGUGAUUGAAUGCUUUAAUGUGGAAUCACGGAUUCUUUGUAUGGUGUACAUUCCAGUGGAUGAGAAACAUAAAGAGUCCAAAGUCACUUCUGAUUCUGAAACUGUGGUUGGAAAAACUUCAGAUGUACCUACUAUUUGUCUAGGCACAGAAGAAGGAAGCAUUUCUAUUUAUAAAAGUAGUCAAGGCUCGAAAAAGGUGCGACUUCAACACUUUUUCACACCUGAGAAGUCUACUGUCAUGAGCUUAACUUGUACAUCUCAGUAUCUCUAUGCUGGUCUUGUCAAUGGGAACGUUGUUGUCUACACCAAAACAGAAGAUGGAUCAUGGAAUUCUGAGCCUCAAAAAGUGGUCAAAUUAAGUGUCCUGCCCGUUAGAAGUCUACUAAUGAUGGAAGAUACGAUAUGGGCAGCAUCUGGUGGACAAGUGUUUAUUAUCAAUAUUGAGACUCAUUCUAUAGAGAACCAUCUAGAGGCCCAUCAAGAAGAGGGAAUGGUAAUCUCUCACAUGGCAGUUGCUGGAGUUGGCAUCUGGAUUGCCUUUACAUCUGGAUCUACUCUCCGCCUUUUUCACACAGAGACACUAAAACAUCUCCAAGACAUUAACAUAGCCACCCCUAUUCAUCAUAUGAUGUCAGGACAACAACGAGUGUCUGUGACUAGCCUGCUGGUAUGCCAUGGCUUAUUAAUGGUUGGAACAAAUCUGGGAAUCAUUGUAUCACUACCAGUUCCUCGUUUGCAAGGAAUUCCUAAAGUGACCGGCAGAGGGAUGGUGUCGUACCACGCACACAACGGCCCUGUGAAAUUUCUUGUUACGGCUACAGCUUUGAACAGGAAAAACAACAGUCACUCCAGGAACAGCCUGCUUCCCAACGCUGAAGCCCAGGAUGAGGAGCAGAAGGACCUCCUUCCCAAUGAGCUUCCAGGUUCCUGUCUGAAUCAGAGCACCCCUGACAGUGCGGUGUGGUUAGGGGACUCGGUGGGAUCCAUCCCCCCAAAAAGCGACCUGUCGUCAUCCUCUGGAUCACUAACCUUGUCUCACGGAUCCAAUUCUUUGGAGCACGGACCGGAAGAUAGCACCAUUUAUGAACUCUUAAAAGAUCCAAAUAUUGCACUUAAAGGGAAGAGCCACCAAUUUAAGAAAAGCAAGGCAAGUUCAGUAUUAGUCAUCUGUGGAGGACAAGGGCAUCGAAGGGUGAAUAAAAAAGCCAAGCAACAGCGGCAAGAUGAGCUGGGUUCCUCUGUGAUGGUCUGGCAGAUUCCUCUAUUAAAUAUAUAAAAGUGAAUACAGCCAAUUCAACAGUUAUCAAAUCUGCAACUAAGGAUAUGAUUUAACUAAAUCAUAGGACAUAUGAUUUAGACUGUGUCGACAUUGAUGUGUAUGGAGAGGGGAAGCACAGUAUUUAGGGAAAACACGUGCAAUAUAGUAGUGGUGACUACUCUGUCAGGUUGCCAGCUUUAUUCUCUGCUCCAGAAUUGGGAUUACAAGCACUACAGAAACAAGUUUCAAAUUUAAAGCAUUUUUUUUUUUGUAAUUUGAAAAGUGCAAGGAAAUGUGUGCCAGGUUUUUGUUUUUAUAUUUUGCUACUCUAGCACAUAGCCUAAAUGCUAAACUGGUCACAUUGAUUCAACUUUUUCAAAGCUCUUCUGAUAUAAUCAACCUAAAGACAUUCUCAAACUAUGAAUUCGCACUUGCUAUAAAGUCAGCAUAUGCGAUAGGGCAAGAAGACAUUCUAUUAACAAUUCUUAAAACAUUCCUACAAAUUUUCAAACGUGAUUUUAUUUAUGUUUUCUUUUAUAUAUUUCAGAGUAAAAUGUGUAACAGUUAGAAAAGGCAGGGAACACAUAUCAUUCAGUUGCUCUUGUUUGCUUUCAUGAGUCAGCUAUUUUUCCCAAAGUGAUAUCAUGCAUUUUUGUAUAUUUUAACAAAGUAGCAUUUUAUAUUACACUUUUUCAAUAAAAAUUUGAGGUGAAAAUUGUAUUUGAUGUAUAAUCUAUAACGAUAUUCCAUAAAAGAGCAAGUUUUCAAACAAAAAUGUUCAGCAAGUUAAUAACCUUCAGAUGGCUACUAACAGACAACAUAUUAUUAUCUUCUAAUAUUAAAUAACAUUAAUACUUAAAAAACUAGAAUCCUGUGUACUUGCAGUGUUAUAAGAAGUAUAGUGUAGAAAAAUUGUUAGCUAUUCCUUUCGCAGGGUCUCUAGUAUUCACCAAACUUGGAUCAGCAUAGCUAUUUCUCCAUUCAGACUGAAUAUUCAUUCUGAAGAAUUCUUGGUGCUAGCUUUUGUGCAUACUUCAUUGCUGGCAGUGGGGCAUAAGCCAAGAAAACCGACUCCUUUUAUCCCAUUUUCUGCAAAACGCACUAGUUGUGUUCUGCAGUUGUAUAGCCAACUAUACCACGUUGAGAUACAUGAGUAAUGCAUGAUUUACAUUUCAUUCAAGACUGUAUAUAUGUCAAUAUUUUACUUGCAAAAAAAGCAAAUGACUAAUGGAGGUAUUCAUUUGAAAUCAAUUUCUGGGCACUUUACAGAUGUUUUUUUUUUAAUUCUACUUUUAUGAUAUAGAGAAAUAUUUUCUAAGGUUCAUCUGCAUUCUUAUGAAAAUAAUGUUUUAAUCUCUCUUAAGCUUUCUAAACUGUUAGCUGCUAUCUGGUUUGAUAAAUAAAACCUGACUUUUAUUUAGAAACAA
Molecule: messenger RNA, 6236 nt
Organism: Monodelphis domestica (gray short-tailed opossum)
Lineage: Eukaryota; Metazoa; Chordata; Mammalia; Didelphimorphia; Didelphidae
Gene: ARHGEF10
Product: Rho guanine nucleotide exchange factor 10
Biological process (GO): actin cytoskeleton organization; mitotic spindle assembly; positive regulation of stress fiber assembly
Cellular component (GO): centrosome
Molecular function (GO): protein binding; guanyl-nucleotide exchange factor activity
Source: RefSeq, a predicted model, not a curated record